This is a messenger RNA of Condylura cristata (star-nosed mole), 650 nucleotides long. It is a transcript of the gene TMEM14C, whose product is annotated as transmembrane protein 14C. Gene Ontology annotation, cellular component: mitochondrial membrane. The transcript is spliced from 5 exons. The coding region runs from base 51 to 395 and encodes 114 amino acids. The record is from RefSeq and is a predicted model, not a curated record. NCBI's taxonomy places the organism in Eukaryota, Metazoa, Chordata, Mammalia, Eulipotyphla, Talpidae. Gene Ontology annotation, biological process: regulation of heme biosynthetic process.
CGCUGAGCAGCCUCUCCCCGCAGGUGCAGGUGGGGCGGUGCAAGGACGCGAUGCCCGACUCUGGCCCGCUCGUGCCUCUGCACUGGAUCGGCUUCGGCUACGCAGCCCUGGUGGCUUCCGGCGGGAUCAUAGGCUACGCAAAAGCAGGUAGUGUCCCGUCCCUGGCUGCAGGGCUCCUCUUCGGUGGCUUGGCGGGCCUGGGGGCCUACCAGCUGUCUCAGGAUCCCAGGAACAUCUGGGUGUUUCUAGCGACAUCUGGGACCCUGGCCGGCAUCAUGGGGAUUCGCUUCUACAACUCUGGGAAGUUCAUGCCCGCCGGCCUGAUCGCUGGUGCCAGUCUGCUGAUGGUCGCCAAGCUGGGGAUGAGCGUGCUGAGCGGACCCCGUCACUCCUAGUCUCGGCCUGCUCACCCUGGAACAGUGUUCUGACCGCCGCUGUGUUGAAAUUCACACGACGUUCCGCGUUCCUGAUGCUACCGGGAAGAUGUCCCCGACCGCGUGGGGCGCGUCCCCGACCGCGUGGGGCGCGUCCCCGCCCUCCUGCAGCCGGGCGGGUGGGGCGGCCUGUGCCGUCCCCGCUCUCCCUUGGGGUCCGAGUCUACACCUCGGGGUGUCCUGUCACCCCUGGAGCAUAAUGAAAUAAAAGUUUGC